AUGGCAGGCUCAAGAGGGGCUGCAGCUGUAGCUCAGCGGCAGCUCGUCAGGACAGCGGCUGGCACCAUCUCGUCCGUGCCCGCACGCAUCGCGACUAGGUCUAUCGCCACGAGCGUCGCAAUAGCCUCGUCUAGACUGGGACGCGGCUCGAGGUUCACGCUGUCCAAAGAUGGUCCUCACACCCGUCGCACCCCGCGCAAGCCUACCUCGCACGAUGUGCCUCAUGACGCCGCUGCAUCCGCGCCAUUGUCAGCACCCUCGCAGACACAGCAGCCAGCGCAACCUCCAGCAGCUCCCACCCAGGCCGAGUCCACUCAAUCUGGCGCCAGCGCGGCAUCCGCGGCAGUGGCUACCGAUCCAUCGCUCAAUGUCCCCGCCGUGUUGCCGGACGCACCGCAGGACGUGCUGCAGCCGACCAAGCCAGAGUUCGAGGGUGCCACGCGGCUGCUCUCGCAGUCUGCACUGGUGGUGACGCGCGAGAUCGAGAUGAUGAACAUCUUCCUCGGCUUCGAACAGGCGAACAAAUACUCGAUCCAUGCGCCGUCCGGUGAGCUCGUCGGUUACCUCGCGGAAGAAGAGCAGGGCUUCAUGACUGGAGCUAUGAAGCGGCAACUCCUGCGCACGCACCGACCGUUUCGAGCGACGGUGAUGGAUGCCUCGGGCAAGCCGGUGCUCAUGAUCCGUCGACCUUUCACAUGGAUCAACUCAACCGCACACAUUUAUGCCGUACACUCCGACUAUCCCGUCGGCUACGGUGCGCCGCAGGAUGCGGAUCUGGAGUUGAUCGGCGAGGCGCAGCAGCGAUGGCAUCUGUACAGGCGCAAGUACGAGCUCUUCCUCCGUCGUCGGGAAGAGGAGGGUGAGAGGUUUCAGCAGUUCGCGAACAUCGAUGCGAUGCUGUUGAGCUGGACGUUUAUGAUGCAGGAUGCGGACAGCAAGCUGGUGGGCGCGAUCGAUCGAAACUUUCGCGGCUUUGGACGCGAGAUCUUCACCGACACGGGCCAGUAUGUGCUGCGCUUUGACUCGGUUGGCGAGACUGCCAUGACCGAGGCUCGACUCACCCCGCCCUCGGGCGAGGCUCAGCGCGAUCAGGGAUUGGCAAAGGGGAUGGAGCUCGUGGAGAGCCACGGCACGAGAGCGCUGACGCUCGAUGAGCGUGCAGUGGCACUGGCAACCGCGGUGAGCAUCGACUUUGACUACUUCAGCCGCCACUCGGAAGGCGCACAUGGCGGAGGCAUGUUCCCCUGGUUCUACAUGGGCGGCAUGGGCGGAGGCGGAGGUCAGGCCGAGGCCCCUCAAGGCGGUAGUGAGGCCAACGUUCCUACUCAGCAAGGUGGAUCGGCAGACGAUGGGUUUGGGGCUGGUGUGGCGGGCGGAGCGAUGGGAAGCGGGAUGGACUAUCCUUACGGACCUUCGGACUCGGGCAUGAGCCAAGACACGCGGCUGGAUCAGCCACCUCCCAAUGCAAGCGGAUAUGGAGAGGAUGCGCCAACGAGCGGGCAGCAGGACUCGCCGUGGUGGAACGCAGACCAGCAAGGCCAGGCGCAAGACGGCGACGUGUGGGGUACAGCCGAUUCGGACCCUUGGGCCGGCGCCAACGACACGCAGCAGCAGGAUGGAGGCUUCUGGGGCAACUGGGGUGGAGGCGACUCUGGCGACAGCGGCGGAGGAGGCUGGGGCGGCUUCUUUGGAGAUGAAUGA
This is a messenger RNA of Moesziomyces antarcticus, 1701 nucleotides long. RefSeq names its product scramblase-domain-containing protein. The coding region runs from base 1 to 1701 and encodes 566 amino acids. The transcript has a single exon. The record is from RefSeq and is a predicted model, not a curated record. Gene Ontology annotation, molecular function: phospholipid scramblase activity. Gene Ontology annotation, biological process: plasma membrane phospholipid scrambling. Lineage: Eukaryota; Fungi; Basidiomycota; Ustilaginomycetes; Ustilaginales; Ustilaginaceae. Gene Ontology annotation, cellular component: plasma membrane.